CAGGCGGAGCUCCUUGGUGAUCGCAAGGAGCGUCUGGAUCUGCGGCCUCACGCUGAUCAGCAGCAUCCACGGCCGAAAGUGCUCUGACCAGAAUCGCCGGAUCCAGGACGGGAACGGCCAGUCCGAUCCCCACAGCACCACCAUACACCGCGAGCGGCUCUGCCCAGAUCGAUCAUCCCGACACACAUGGCCACAUCGGCAUUGGAGGGGUCUGCGCUGGCUACCGGCAGACCCGAGGAGGACAUUGAGCCGCAGGCCAACAUGGUCGUCCUUCACCUCGCCGAGUUUUGCUCUCGACUUGUCGAGAUCGCGCGAGAGCUUCCCAGCCAGCCGCCCGCCCAACUGGAAAGCUUCGUGAACGAGAUGCUGCUGCCCAUGUGCUCAGCAAGCGAGUUCAACUACAUUAUUGCACAGGCUCUUCUCCAUCGGGCGAUAGCUCUCGGCACUGAAGGCCACACAACACUCUCGCGCGUCUCCGAAAUGUUGGAGGAGCAUGUUCACAUGAUAUAUAGCAACAGGUCGAAAGUCGUCCGAGAAACAGCGAAUUGCAUCGGCCCUCUUUCCAGAGAGGUAGGACUGUUUAUAUCGAAUGUGGAGACGUCAGGUCGGUUGUCACAGGGAGAUAUGCAGAAGUUUUCUGAGCUCUAUGUCAGCUCAUCGGCUUCCCCGAGCUUGGAUCUGGUACGGCGGGCAGAAUUUAUGGAUGCGCUGGUUAUACAUCUUUUCGGAGAAAUGCGGAUAUCCGAUGUUCCCAACGCCAGCGAAAAAGCUUUCAUAUUGGCAUUUAUCUCGAGUGCCAUUCUACUCCCAGACGGAUCGCUCGAUACAAGUAGGGUGGAACCAAUGAAGGAGCGAAUACUUGAACUUGGGGGAUUACUUGAACGCGUUACUAGCACCAUCGAGGUUAAAAAUGCAUUUCCAGAACUUCUACAAGCUCUCGAACAUCCGUUAACAUCGAUGGCAUUGCUACAUUGGAUUUCGAAGAUGCUGGAAGAUACUGGUUUCAUCGAGUCGGAUAUCAUGAUGGGUGACACGCCUCUCAUUUUCUAUUUGUUAGACGAGGCGACAAUAUUGAGGCCAUUCCAGCGUCCUCGCAUCUUUGAUAUCUGGACUCAAAAUCUUCGCAAGAGCUUCGAUGGAAAAGAUCCAUUGAUAACCUCAAGGUUCAAGGAUGCCUUCGUUGACCGAGUUCUUUUCAUGGCUGGUGCUGGCUAUCAAUCUCCGAUUAUCGAGUAUUUUGAAAAACAAUCAGAGGAAAUUGAUGAGACCGUGAUGACAUACUUUAUCAAGAAGCUACUUGAACGAACAGAGCCGCCCUAUCCACGAGAAAUGGCACUUUCGUUGUUGGCGAUGAUCAAUGGAUUGGACUCUAGGAGCCCACUGAGGAGACCCGAGUCGAUCGAUCAUUAUAGCAGAUUUAUGGCCGCCUGCGCGGAUCCUCUCAACGACCUCCCUCCACAGGCACAGGCAUUGGCCGCAGAAAUGAAUGCCCUUUGAACUCGUUGGCACAAUCUCGAGAAAUCCAAACUGUGGAGCCUGUCCGACGAAACCCCAGAUGCCGCAGAAUUGACAGUUUAUUGCGAAAGCCGAUAAAUGUUUUUCAAGAAUCCCAGGGCUCCACUCACUCAAUCGCGUGAGAG
This is a messenger RNA of Polychytrium aggregatum, 1640 nucleotides long. RefSeq names its product TH1 protein. Gene Ontology annotation, molecular function: RNA binding. Gene Ontology annotation, cellular component: NELF complex; nucleus. Bases 187 to 1497 code for a protein of 436 amino acids. The record is from RefSeq and is a predicted model, not a curated record. Gene Ontology annotation, biological process: negative regulation of transcription elongation by RNA polymerase II. NCBI's taxonomy places the organism in Eukaryota, Fungi, Chytridiomycota, Chytridiomycetes, Polychytriales. The transcript is spliced from 10 exons.